Molecule: messenger RNA, 1514 nt
Organism: Striga asiatica
Lineage: Eukaryota; Viridiplantae; Streptophyta; Magnoliopsida; Lamiales; Orobanchaceae
Source: the annotation of a GenBank genome assembly
GGAAAAAGAAAAUCAUUAAUAAAAUGUGCACUAUGGUCUAGAUGCUAUUCCCUUUCCCUCUAUAAAUUAAAGAGAUACACAUCCACAUCCACUCUCCUAAAGUGAAAACUCACUCCUCUAAAUUUCUAAUCACAUCUCCAGUCCUCCUAAUAUCUCUUUAUUACACGGAUGCCUCCAACUCCAGUUCCUGCCAUCAAAGUUGGGCAUAUUCAUGAUGUCCAAGAACUGGGAAAAAACAAAUCGUCAGAAAUCCCUGAAAGGUUUAUCAGGGACACUUUUGAGCGGCCAUCUCUAGAGCAGCCCAUUUCAUAUGACAACAACAUACCUAUUAUUGAUUUCUCAAAACUUGUCAAAGGAAAUAAAGACGAUGAUGAUUUUUGUACUGAGAUAAUGAAGCUCACAACUGCGUGUCAAGAGUGGGGAUUUUUCCAGGUGAUGAACCAUGGAAUUGAAGUUGAGUUGCUAGACAAAAUAGAAAAAGUGGCCAUGGAAUUUUUCAACAUGCCUUUAGAGGAGAAGAAAAGGUAUCCAAUGGCUCCAGGGACAGUGCAAGGGUAUGGACAAGCUUUUAUUUUCUCAGAGGACCAAAAGUUGGAUUGGUGCAAUAUGUUUGCACUUGGGUUGGAGCCCAAGUCUGUAAGGAAUCCAAAGCUUUGGCCAACUAAACCCUCUGAUUUCAGUGAAACACUAGAGAUAUACUCGAGAGAAAUACGGAAAUUGUGCAAGAACUUGCUCAAGUGCAUAGCUACUACACUGAGUUUAAAAGAUGAUGUUUUUGAGGAGAUGUUUGGGGAGACUGUCCAAGCCGUGCGGAUGAAUUACUACCCAGCAUGCCCCAGGCCCGAUCUCGUUUUGGGCCUCAGCCCACAUUCUGAUGGAAGUGCUAUAACCGUUUUGCAGCAAGGUAAAGGCAACCCAAUUGGGCUUCAGAUUCUUAAAGACAAUGGUUGGGUAUCCGUUCAACCCAUUCCCAAUGCUCUAGUCAUCAACAUUGGUGAUACACUAGAGGUGCUAACAAAUGGGAGAUACAAGAGUGUCGAACAUAGGGCAGUGGCAAAUAAAGAAAAAGACAGGCUAUCAAUUGUGACAUUUUAUGCUCCAAAUUAUGAAAUGGAAGUUGGGCCAAUGAAAGAAAUGGUGGAUGACAACAAUCCCUGCAAAUACAGAAGAUACAAUCAUGGAGAGUACAACAAACAUUACGUUACCAGCAAGCUUGAAGGCAAGAAAACACUUGAAUUUGCCAAGAUUAUCAACAAAUGAUUAUAAGCAUCUCCCUAACUAGUGCAUUAGAUUGGUUUCCUUUUAGUCAGACAAUUAAUGUGUUAGGUGGAAUGGAAUGUUCGUCAUCAAGUUACUAGUGUUCUGUUUCCAUAUAAUAUAGCACAUCGCAACUUAACUUAUGUGUUCUGUAAGCAUAUUUAACAUUAUGCUAAUAUAAUAAAGUCGUCCUAUAGCUACUCUGAUACAAAAUUUUGUGUGCCGUAUCUUGGACCCUAAAUCAUUUUAAAUUAUGG